Messenger RNA from Coregonus sp. 'balchen', 15644 nucleotides. NCBI's taxonomy places the organism in Eukaryota, Metazoa, Chordata, Actinopteri, Salmoniformes, Salmonidae. The record is from the annotation of a GenBank genome assembly.
GAGCUCGUUUUUUUUUCCGAGUUCCCAGUUGAUGUGAACACGGCAUCCAUCCUUGAGGAAUUUCUGCUGCGGGUCUGUCAUUCGCAAUCUCCCCCUUUGAUCUCACCACGCCCGCGAGUUCUUUUCACUUCGCUCAGACUACCCUUUUAGCUCUACCUUCUAUCCGGUCACCGCGUGAAGCUCUCCCUGCAAAUAGAGAGAGACACUGUUAUGAGAAGAAAAACAGCAAAAUAGUCCCCUGUAUUCUUUCCUAUCAAGGUAUGUAGCCUAUGUAUAUAUUCUGUACGUUUUGUUUAUCCCAUAUGUAACUCUGUGUUGUUUUUAUCGCAUUGCUUUGCUUUAUCUUGGCCAGGUCGCAGUUGUAAAAGAGAACUUGUUCUCAACUGGCUUACCUGGUUAAAUAAAGGUUAAAUAAAUAAAAUAAAAUAAAUGCACAAUAAGAAGUGUGUGUGAUGGCCAUGUUCACAGCUCAAAAUGAAAUGUUCCAUUGCGGCUUUUAGUUUAUUCAGCCUGUUUUCUUUACUACAUUGACGAUUGACACUCUUUGUAUGAUUUACUUCCCUUGCCUUGUUCAGUGAUGUUUGUUUGGAAUUUGCUUUGGAGAGUCUUGUUCUUUUUAUUGUAUUGUGAUCCAUGGCGUCUGGUCGCUUGCGUGCGAGCCUCCCUGUCUCGUGCAAGGAGAGGGGUGGGUUGUGAGUAUGUGCAUAAUGUUUUGUGUCGGACUCGCUUUUCCUGUUAACACAGUGAUCCGCACUAUCGGCGUUAAAGGCCCAGUGCGGUCAAGAACGUGAUUUUUCUGUGUUUUAUGUAUAUUUGAAGAGUUUAAUUCCAAAACGCUAUAUAUCCAUGUUCAGAAAUGUUGGUAAAUUAGCUUUUAUUGUUGAAAGAAAUUAUGAAAUGUUUUUUCACUAUCUAAUCAUGGCAUGGGGGUUGUUCAAUGACAUACAUGUAUUUGUUUAAAAUCUAUCACUUGAUGGUUUCAUUUCAGAGACAAAUAUACAGUUGAAGUUGGAAGUUUACAUACGCUUAGGUCGGAAUCAUUAAAACUCGUUUUCAACCACUCCACAAAUUUCUUUUUUAACAAGCUAUAGUUUUGGCAAGUCGGUUAGGACAUCUACUUUGUGCAUGACACAAGUAACUUUUCCAACAAUUGUUUACAGACAGAUUAUUUCACUUAUAAUUCACUGUAUCACAAUUCCAGUGGGUCGGAAGUUUACAUACAAAGUUGACUGUGCCUUUAAACAGCUUGGAAAAUUCCAGAAAAUGAUGUCAUGGUUUUAGAAGCUUCUGAGAGGCUAAUUGACAUCAUUUGAGAGCGACCUACAGUAAGUGCAUGUCACUGUUGAGUGUAGAAGUGGUGUGGAAUCAAGCGCAGGACACACAGAGGCUUCGUACUGACGUCUUUAGUGAAGACAAAAAGAACAAGCCAAACACGGCUACAUACAACCUGGCAGGCAAGCGAACUUUACGCACACCGGUAAAGUACAUACAAAGGCACAAAAGUGCGGAGCUGUCUACUACACCGAACAGAGAGACAAAAACGAACUAGCAUCCCACAGUGACAACGAACAAUUACACACAACACAUGACAAAACUCAAGAGAACUUAUAGGACGCAUAAUUAACACUAACAAGGAACAGGUGUAACAAAACAGACAAAACCAAUCAAACAUCGAAACAUAGAACGGUGGCAGCUAGUACUCCGGAGACGACGACCGCCGAAGCCUGCCCGAACAAGGAGAAGGAGCAGCCUCGGCCGAAACCGUGACAGUACCCCCCCCCCCCCCCCCUUGACGCGCGGCUGCAGCCGUGCGCCGACCCCGGCCUCGAGGACGACCAGGAAGACGCGGAGCAGGGCGCGUGGGAUGACGUGGGAACUCGGUCAGAAGAGACGGGUCUAGGAUGUCCCUCCUCGGCACCCAGCACCGCUCCUCCGGGCCGUACCCCUCCCACUCCACGAGAUAUUGGAGACCCCCCAUCCGGCGUCUCGAAUCUAGGAUGGACCGAACAGUGUACGCCGGAGCCCCCUCGAUGUCCAGCGGGGGCGGAGGAGUCUCUUCUAUCUCAUAGUCCUGGAGUGGACCAGCUACCACCGGCCUGAGGAGAGACACAUGGAACGAGGGGUUAAUAUUCUUGUAAUCAAUUGGCAGUUGUAACCUGUAACACACCUCGUUCAAUCUCCUCAGGACUUUAAAAGGCCCCACAAACCGCCGACCCAGCUUCCGGCAGGGCAGGCGGAGGGGCAGGUUUCUGGUCGAGAGCCAGACUCGAUCUCCAGGUGCGUACACUGGCCCCUCACUGCGGUGGAGAUCGGCGCUCGUCUUAUGUCGACGGAUGGCUCGCUGCAGAUGGAUGUGUGCAGCGUUCCACGUCUCCUCCGAGCGCCGCACCCACUCAUCCACCGCAGGGGCCUCGAUCUGGCUCUGAUGCCAAGGUGCCAGAGCCGGCUGGUACCCUAACACACACUGGAAAGGAGUUAGUUUAGUGGAGUAGCGGAGAGAGUUCUGUGCCAUCUCGGCCCAGGGAACAUACCUCGCCCACUCCUCCGGCCGGCCCUGGCAAUACGACCUCAGAAACCUACCCACAUCCUGGUUGACACGUGCGACCUGCCCAUUACUCUCCGGGUGGUAACCCGAGGUAAGGCUCACCGAAACCCCCAAACGCUCCAUAAACGCUCUCCAGACUCUGGAGGUAAACUGGGGGCCUCGAUCAGACACUAUAUCCUCGGGUACCCCGUAAUGCCGGAAGAUGUGGGUGAAUAGAGCCUCAGCACCCCGAAUAAAUGAGUCGAUCCCGGACCUCGAGCGGGACGUACGUCCGACCCACCGGACACUGUGGAGGGCUAGGGUCGGUGCGUAACGCCCGCUCGAUCUCCGUAUCGACCUCCCACACCACCGGUGCCACCAGACAAGACUCAGGUAGUAUGGGAGUGGGCUCAACGGACCUCUCCUCUGUGUCAUACCGCCGAGACAGGGCGUCUGCCUUCCCGUUCUGGGACCCAGGGAUGUAAGUGAUCUUGAACACGAACCGGGCUAGAAACAUAGUCCACCGAGCCUGGCGAGGAUUUAGUCUCCUAGCUGCCCGAAUGUAUUCCAGGUUACGGUGGUCAGUCAAAAUGAGAAAAGGGUGUUGAGCCCCCUCAAGCCAAUGCCUCCACACCUUUAGGGCCUGUACCACGGCUAACAGCUCCCUGUCCCCUACGUCAUAAUUUCGCUCCGCCGGACGGAGCUUUUUCGAGUAAAAAGCACAGGGGCGGAGUUUAGGUGGUGUGCCGGAUCGUUGCGAGAGAACGGCCCCGAUACCGGCUUCUGACGCGUCCACCUCCACUUGGAAUGGUAAAGCGGGAUCCGGAUGCGCCAGCACCGGAGCCGAAGUAAACAGGUCCUUCAGUCUCCCAAAAGCCCUGUUCGCCUCAGCUGACCACCGCAAGCGCACCGGACCCCCCUUCAGAAGGGACGUUAUGGGAGCUGCCACCUGUCCAAAACCCCGGAUAAACCUCCGGUAGUAAUUCGCAAAGCCCAAGAACUGCUGCACCUCUUUCACUGUGGUUGGGGUUUGCCAAUUACGCACGGCUGACACACGGUCAACCUCCAUCUUCACCCCUGACGCGGACAACUGAUAACCCAAAAAGGAGACCGACUCCUGGAAGAACAGACAUUUCUCUGCCUUGACAUACAGGUCAUGCUCCAACAGCCUCCUCAACACUCGGCGCACCAGGGCUACAUGCUCGGCUCGGGUAGAACUGUACACUAGAAUAUCGUCUAUGUACACGACCAUUCCCUGCCCCUGCAUGUCCCGGAAGAUCUCAUCCACAAAGGAUUGGAAGACUGAUGGAGCAUUCAUUAACCCGUAUGGCAUGACGAGAUACUCGUAAUGACCCGAGGUAGUACUAAAUGCUGUCUUCCAUUCAUCGCCCUCUCUAAUGCGCACCAAGUUGUAUGCGCUCCUGAGGUCCAAUUUUGUGAAGAACCGUGCCCCGUGUAAUGACUCCGUCAUAGUCGCAAUCAGAGGGAGUGGAUAACUAUAUUUCACAGUAAUCUGAUUGAGACCGUGGUAAUCGAUACACGGGCGCAAAACUCCAUCUUUAUUCUUCACAAAAAAGAAGCUCGAGGACGCAGGGGAAGUGGAGGGCCGUAUGUAUCCCUGUCUCAGAGACUCGGCAAUGUAUGUCUCCAUUGCCCUCUUCUCCUCUUGUGACAAAGGAUACACAUGGCUCCGCGGGAGCGCAGCUCCUGCCUGGAGGUCUAUCGCACAAUCCCCCUGUCUAUGACGUGGCAAUCGCGCCGCCCUCGCCUUGCUAAACACGAGUGCUAAAUCCUCAUACUCCGGGGGAACAUGCAUUGCGGGCAUUUGGUUUGGACUCUCCACCGAGGUCGCCCCUACGGAAACACCCAGACAUAGCCCCACACACUGGGCAGACCACCCCUUAAGAGCCUUCUCUCGCCACAAAAUGGUAGGAUCGUGAGUAAUCAACCAGGGAAGCCCCAGCACCACCGGAUACGCAGGAGAGUCAAUCAGGUAUAGCUGAAUCGUCUCCUCAUGACCCCCCUGCGUCUCCAUCCUAAGUGGCACUGUGACCUCCCUGAUCAACCCGGAUCCUAACGGACGGUUAUCUAGGGCAUGUACAGGGAAGGGAUUAUUAACCGGUAGGAGAGGGAUCCCUAACUCUAUACAACAUUUACGAUCUACAAAAUUCCCAGCUGCGCCUGAAUCUACUAGCGCCUUAUGCUGGGAACGAGGUGCAACCUGUGGAAAACAAACAGGUAUGGUUAUGUGCACGACAGAAAGCUCUGGGUAAGUGGGGCGCCUACUCACCUGGGAGGACUCCCCAAUGUGUGGCCUGCUGUCUCGUCCUCCAGGAGACCCUCCCCAGCACCUAGCCGCGGUGUGCUUCCACGGCCACAGUUGGUGCAGGGGACGGCCCCCCUCGGGCUCCUUCUCCUCCGUUCUCUAGCGCCAGCACCCCCGAGCUCCAUAGGACUCGGCUCGGAGGUGCUGGAGGGUGGGUGGCGAGCAGGGUGUCUAGCCGAAUGGCCAUGUCAACCAAUUGGUCAAACGAAAGAGUGGUGUCCCUGCACGCCAACUCUCUACGGACGUCCUCCCUGAGGCUGCAGCGGAAGUGAUCUAUGAGGGCCCGCUCAUUCCACCCUGCAUCUGCCGCUAGAGUCCGGAACUCCAGUGCAAACUCUUGAGCGCUCCUCAUCCCCUGCCGGAGGUAGAAUAGACGCUCCCCCGCCGCCUUCCCCUCAGGUGGAUGGUCGAACACUGCCCGGAAGCGGCGGGAGAACUCCGCAUAGGUGAUCGUUGCGGCGUCUAUCCUCCUCCAUUCGGCGUUGGCCCACUCCAACGCCUUGCCGGUGAGACAGGAGAUGAGGGCGGAAACGCUCUCGUGUCCCGAGGGCACCGGGUGUACGGUGGCGAGGUAGAGUUCGAUUUGCAACAGGAAACCCUGACACCCGGUCGCGGUGCCGUCGUACGCCCUCGGGAGCGAGAGCCGAAUCCCACUGGGUUCCGGAAGUUGGACAGGUGGACUGACCGAUGGUGUGGUAGGUGGGGGCGUGGGUACCCCGCUGGCCUCCCAUCGAUGGAGGGUGUUCAUCACCCUAUCCAGAGCGUGCCCGAUCUGGUUGAUCCUGUCCUCCUGUCCACGAAGGCGCUCCUCAAUAAUCUCGGUGGGUGCGGCUGUGUAAUUCUGUCACUGUUGAGUGUAGAAGUGGUGUGGAAUCAAGCGCAGGACACACAGAGGCUUCGUACUGACGUCUUUAGUGAAGACAAAAAGAACAAGCCAAACACGGCUACAUACAACCUGGCAGGCAAGCGAACUUUACGCACACCGGUAAAGUACAUACAAAGGCACAAAAGUGCGGAGCUCUCUACUACACCGAACAGAGAGACAAAAACAAACUAGCAUCCCACAGUGACAACGAACAAUUACACACAACACAUGACAAAACUCAAGAGAACUUAUAGGACGCAUAAUUAACACUAACAAGGAACAGGUGUAACAAAACAGACAAAACCAAUCAAACAUCGAAACAUAGAACGGUGGCAGCUAGUACUCCGGAGACGACGACCGCCGAAGCCUGCCCGAACAAGGAGAAGGAGCAGCCUCGGCCGAAACCGUGACAGUGCAUUGAUCUUAAGAUAGCUAGGUGAGACAACCACAGAUCACAGUCAAAUAUACAGGAUAUGAACAUUCCAUUCCAGCUAAACAAUGAAUAUACAGUGGGGAAAAAAAGUAUUUAGUCAGCCACCAAUUGUGCAAGUUCUCCCACUUAAAAAGAUGAGAGAGGCCUGUCAUUUUCAUCAUAGGUACACGUCAACUAUGACAGACAAAUUGAGAAAAGAAAAUCCAGAAAUCACAUUGUAGGAUUUUUAAUGAAUUUAUUUGAAAAUUAUGGUGGAAAAUAAGUAUUUGGUCACCUACAAACAAGCAAGAUUUCUGGCUCUCACAGACCAGUAACUUCUUCUUUAAGAGGCUCCUCUGUCCUCCACUCGUUACCUGUAUUAAUGGCACCUGUUUGAACUUGUUAUCAGUAUAAAAGACACCUGUCCACAACCUCAAACAGUCACACUCCAAACUCCACUAUGGCCAAGACCAAAGAGCUGUCAAAGGACACCAGAAACAAAAUUGUAGACCUGCACCAGGCUGGGAAGACUGAAUCUGCAAUAGGUAAGCAGCUUGGUUUGAAGAAAUCAACUGUGGGAGCAAUUAUUAGGAAAUGGAAGACAUACAAGACCACUGAUAAUCUCCCUCGAUCUGGGGCUCCACGCAAGAUCUCACCCCGUGGGGUCAAAAUGAUCACAAGAACGGUGAGCAAAAAUCCCAGAACCACACGGGGGGACCUAGUGAAUGACCUGCAGAGAGCUGGGACCAAAGUAACAAAGCCUACCAUCAGUAACACACUACGCCACCAGGGACUCAAAUCCUGCAGUGCUAGACGUGUCCCCCUGCUUAAGCCAGUACAUGUCCAGGCCCGUCUGAAGUUUGCUAGAGUGCAUCCAGAAGAGGAUUGGGAGAAAGUCAUAUGGUCAGAUGAAACCAAAAUAGAACUUUUUGGUAAAAACUCAACUUGUCGUGUUUGGAGGACAAAGAAUGCUGAGUUGCAUCCAAAGAACACCAUACCUACUGUGAAGCAUGGGAGUGAAAACAUCAUCCUUUGGGGCUGUUUUUCUGCAAAGGGACCAGGACGACUGAUCCGUGUAAAGGAAAAAUGAAUGGGGCCAUGUAUCGUGAGAUUUUGAGUGAAAACCUCCUUCCAUCAGCAAGGGCAUUGAAGAUGAAACGUGGCUGGGUCUUUCAGCAUGACAAUGAUCCCAAACACAUCGCCCGGGCAACGAAGGAGUGGCUUCGUAAGAAGCAUUUCAAGGUCCUGGAGUCUCCAGAUCUCAACCCCAUAGAAAAUCUUUGGAGGGAGUUGAAAGUCCGUGUUGCCCAGCGACAGCCCCAAAACAUCACUGCUCUAGAGGAGAUCUGCAUGGAUGAAUGGGCCAAAAUACCAGCAACAGUGUGUGAAAACCUUGUGAAGACUUACAGAAAACGUUUGACCUGUGUCAUUGCCAACAAAGGGUAUAUAAGAAAGUAUUGAGAAACGUUUGAUAUUGACCAAAUACUUAUUUUCCACCAUAAUUUGCAAAUAAAUUCAUUAAAAAUCCUACAAUGUGAUUUUCUGGAUUUUUUUUCCUCAUUUUGUCUGUCAUAGUUGACGUGUACCUAUGAUGAAAAUUACAGGCCUCUCUCAUCUUUUUAAGUGGGAGAACUUGCACAAUUGGUGGCUGACUAAAUACUUUUUUUCCCCACUGUAUAGCGUUUUUUAUACACAUCUAUGAAUUAUUAAUCUGAGAACAAUAAUAUAAUAAACACACAUGUAGGUACCCAAAAUCAAGAAUUUCUGAUGAAAAAACAUAAAUAUGAAAAAUCGGUGGGAUCUAGUAUUUUGGAAAUAAACUCUUAAUUUCCACAUUAGGAGGUUGGAAUAUUACUGUGAAAAUGAUAAUGCCCUUUUUAGUGUAAGAGCUAUUUGAAAAAAUAGUCUGAAAUUUUAGCCUGUUUUGGUGGGAUGGAGUUUUGGCCUGCUUCGUGACAUCACCACACAGCAAAUUAGUUUAUAGACCAAUGAGAGAGAUCUAUUAACUAAUCUUUCCCUCCCUUCCCCGUACUCUCCAAACCUCUCUGCCAAUAACAGCUAGUGUUCAGUUUUCCCCUCCCCACUCAGACCACUCCCAGACAGUCCUAGCAACAUUUCUGCUUGAGAAAUGUCUCUUUGCUAAGAAGCAAUUUAAUGAAAAAAAUGUAACAUUUAAAUUGAAAACAAUAACAGUAAGGUACCUAAUUGUUACCCAGAAAUGAUUUGACAUUGAGAUAAAAACGUGAACCUUUAAAGAAAAUAUCAAAUAGUAGAUUUAUUUCAUUCCUAUAAAUCUGCUUGAUGUGGUUCUGGUUCAUCCUUGUUUGUUCUUUUUAAAAUUUGUUUGCUGAAAUGCCAUCGUCCCACUCCCAAAGGAAAAGCGUCACUCUUCGUAGAUUAUACAGCCCCAUGUGAACUGCCAGUUCUCUGCCUGAGAGAUGCCAAUGAAUAGGCUAUAUGGCUGGCAGAUUUUUUUCGGAAUAAUAAAUUAUAAUAAAUCAUUUAUAAACAUUUUUCAUAUUAUAAAUUGCAUGCUAUGGGCUACAGGCCUGUUGUGGAAUGGUUGAUGUAGCCUACUCAUAGAAAUGAUCAGUGUCAUCAUACCCUCUCUGUAAUCAUUUCAAGUGCCUAUGAUUAAAUUGCUCACCUUCUGUGUGACAAUGAUUAAAAUAAAGUUUCAGAGAUUGUUUUAGAUUAGGCUACACAAAGUUAUAGAACUAUUAUAGCCUAUCACAUUGUGGUCCUCUGUAGCUCAGCUGGUAGAGCACGGCGCUUGUAACGGCAAGGUAGUGGGUUCGAUCCCCGGGGACCACCCAUACACAAAAAUGUAUGCACGCACGACUGUAAGUCGCUUUGGAUAAAAGCGUCUGCUAAAUGGCAUAUUAUUAUUAUUAUUAUUACAUAGCCAGAUUGCCAGAGGAUCACGGAAUGCAAUGCAUCGCAUUCCACACUGUGGCUCCCACACUUCUGAAGCGCGUAAAUUCCAGAGAAUGCGGUUCGCCCGCAUAUGUUUCCACGGUGACUGUGCUGUGUGGGAGAGGAACAUCAAAAUAUACAUUACCAGUCAAAAGGUUGGACACACCUACUCAUUCCAGGGUUGUACAUUGUAGAAUAAUAGUGAAGAGAUCAAAGCUAUGAAAUAACACAUAUGGAAUCAUGUAGUAACCAAAAAAGUGUUAAACAAAUCAAAAUAUAUUUUAUAUUUGAGAUUCUUCAAAUAGCCACCCUUUACCAGCUUCGCACGCUGUUGAGAUUGCAUAGAAUACAUUUUUGUUUUAGUUGUACUGUAUAAAUGAUCAGUGUCAAUGUAAAUUGUUAAUUUAUGACAUUUUUAUUACAUUUGUAUUUAUUUAUUCAACAUUUAAUUACUUUGUUGUUUAUUAUUUGGUGUGUGUCUGUCUUAUACCCCCCAAGCUGUUCAUAAUGCCAUUUAUCAUAUUUUCUGUAUGAGACUAUGUCUAUGCCAAUACUGUCUAUGCCAAUACAGAUGAUGUGGAGUCUUUGGAUCCUGCUGGGCACUGCUCUCAGUGUGGGUGAGUUGGAGCUUACUUUGUAUUCCCUCUUUUUUAAAGGACAGAAAAGACAGUUUAGAAAUGACAAGAGGAUACAGGGGUGGAGAGGGGAGAAAGCUGGAAUGAAUGACAAUGAUGUAACCCGGUCUCCAGCCGGGAUUUGCAUGUGUGUUGCGAGCAGGGAGUGUCACCACUACACUAAGGCUCUUCCACUGUAUUAGCGCUUUACAUUCCAUUGAAAGGUCAUCUAGAAACAAAAACGUGUGAAAACACAUUUAUGAACAAAUGAAAUCCUGGAGGAGGAUUCGGUUGACAUUUCAAGAUGAAUGGACGGCGUUGUUCAAAAGUAAACUGCUGUGUAGGUAGGGCAUACUACUGCCAGUACUCCUUUACCAUUAUUGUACCUGUAACAGCUCAUGCACCAUAUCUUCCUACACCAUCAACUGCAUUAGUCAACAGCAGAAACCUAGGGCCCAUCCCUAAUGGCACCCUAUUCCCCAUAUAGGGCGCUACAUUUGACCAGGGCCCAUAGUGCACUUUAUAGUGAAGAUAAGAUGCCAUUUGGGACAGCAGAUGUCAAGGACUUAUAAAAGUUGUUAAAAGGGUUUCAAUCUACAUUAUCCACUGCUUCAGAUAAUGUGGAAUGAAAUGUGUUAAUCCUCUCUCUCUCACUCACUCACUCAGAUGGCUACGUGGUGCCCGACCUGCACAAGCGUCUGUCUCACGGGCGACAGCUGAAGAUCGACCUCCCAAAGAGUGCUGAGAAGCUGGAGUUCACCCCCGCUGCAGAGCCCCUGAAGACCUACCUGUACUGGGACCGUGGCGUCCGGACCACCAAGGGAAAGGUGUCUGGGACAGGAACCGACAGGAGCUGGUAUCUGGACAAAGUGAGUGACUGUCUCUUUAAUUGUCCAAGUCAAAUUUCCCCUCAGGGAUAAUAAAGUAUAUCAAAUCAUAUCAUACCACCAGAUGUCAUCGAGGGGGGAUUUGACAAAGAACACUACUUGGUUUUGACCGUUACUAUUAAUAUUACUUAACACCCGUCCCGUCCCACCGAUGCACCUACCAUCCUCUCUUUCAUUUAAUUGUAUUUUUUUUGUGUGAAGAGAUUUUAAAGCUUGAUUUGAUUUGAUCGUCCCUGUUAAGUGUUUGAGCUUUGCUCCCUGAAGGUGACUUACGAGGACCAGGGGACCUAUGUCCAGAGAGACUACUGGAACAAGGAGAUCUCCUCGCUCAAAGUGGCCGUGACCAGUGAGUGCUUUGCAUGUUAUUUAAAGGCAUAGUUCGGGAUUUUGAUGAACUCGUGCAUACCAACUCGUGCAUACCAUUUUUAUGUCUCUGCGUUCAGUUUGAAGGAAGUUGCUAACUAGUGCUAGAGCAAUUGCUCACUAGUGUUAGCGCAAUGACUGGAAGUCUAUAGGAACAGCUAGUAUGCGCUAGCGCUAGUAAGCAUUGGUUCGCAAAACUAACUCUAACUUCCUUCAUACUGGACGGAGAGACAUCCAUGGUAUCCAUGAGUUCAUCUGACUCUGGGGCUACGGCUAUCUCUUUAAUUAUUGUCCUUUGUUGUUGUUGGUUAGUGGACAGAUCAUUUUGUCUUUUGGCCUUUUUGUCUCUCUCACUCUUGCUCGCUCCUUCCUUCUCUCUCUUUCCACCUAUUCUCUCUCACCCACCCACCCCCCUCCCUCUCACCCCUUCAGGUACCCCCUCCCCCUCUCUUUCUCUCACUCUUUCCCUCUAAUACAACAUUUCACUUCCCCCCCCCCCCCCAGCCAGGCGUGAGUACAUGAAGUGUGUGGCGGGCGAGGAUCUCCACAUCUUAUUGGAGGGCAUCAACCAGGCCGAUGCCACGCUCUCCUUCUCAGGCGCAGACGCCAACGUCACCCUGGUGCAUGAUGGGGCAGUGGUGGCCCAGGACCUCCCGGACUACUGGAACCGGGUCAAGACCUUUUCCACAAAGAUCAGCAUCCAGAACGUCAACACCUCGGACGUGGGCUACUACACGCUGAAGGACACGAGAGACAGGGUGGUCUCCAUCGUCAGGAUGGAACUCACAGGUGUGUGUGGGGGGUUGGGGGGUGAGUUGUGUCUGUGUGUAAUUUAGUUUAACCGUUUAGCUUUGCCACCCUCACAGGUUUUGGUUUCGCUGUGUUUCCAUACGUUGUUAGUUAGCUCUGAAGUGUCACUCACUUCUGCUGAAUCCCGGAUUGAAAAACAGGGAUUAGUUCAAAUUAAAUCAAAGUUACGCAAAUGUCUCACAUCACAUCGCCCACGUGUCAGGAUACCACUUUGUUCAAAAGCGUGUGCACUGCACAGAUGCUACUGGCUAUCCGAGGGUUUGAUGCUUUCCCCUUUAACGAUUUUCACCCAUUACUUGUGGGGUCUGCUUUGCUGUGCUCAAGUUUAGUUUUCACUAGAAUGUUCAGCUGUGGUUGUCUACUGCUAGGUUUUUAGUCUAAACUGUCAUACUCACUUCUGCUGAAUCACUCAUUCCCAUGUGUGUGUUGGGAGGGAUACCACUUCACUCCAAACCUUGGUCUGCACAGAUGCUGUCUGCAUCCCAAAUCAUAAUAACAAAAUGGAAUAUUAUUUGUCACAUGCUUCGCAAGCAACAGGUGUAGACUAGUGAAAUGCUUAAUUACGGGCCCUUCCCAACAACGCAGAGGGAAAAAUAGAAAGAAAGUAAUUAAUAAUAACACAAGGAAUAAAUACACAAUGAGUACCGAUAACUUGGCUAUAUACACAGGGUACCAGUACCCAGUCGAUGUGCAGGAGUACGAGGUCAUUGAGGUGGAUAUGUACAUAUACAGUUGAAGUCGGAAGUUUACAUACACAGUUUUUUAACCACUCCACAAAUAUAUUGUUAACAAACUAUAGUUUUGGCAAGUCAGUUAGGACAUCUACUUUGUGAAUGACAAGUAAUUCUUCCAACAAUUGUUUACAGACAGAUUAUUUCACUUAUAAUUCCCGUGUAGCUCAGUUGGUGGAGCAUGGCGCUUGCAACGCCAGGGUUGUGGGUUUGAUUCCCACGGGGGGCCAGUAUGAAAAAUGUAUGCACUCACUGGAUAAGAGCGUCUGCUAAAUGACUAAAAUGUAAAUGUAAUUCACUGUAUCACAAUUCCAGUGGGUCAGAAGUUUACAUACACUAAGUUGACUGUGCCUUUAAACAGCUUGGAAAAUUCCAGAAAAUUGUCAUGGCUUUAGAAGCUUCUGAUUUACUCAAAUUAUGUGAAAUUAGCCUAUUGGAGGUGUACCUGUGGAUGUAUUUCAAGGCAUACCUUCAAACUCAGUGCCUCUUUGCUUGACAUCAUGGGAAAAUCAAAAUAAAUUUUCCCAUGACAAACAAUAGUAUGCAAGUAUAAACACAAUGGGACCACGCAGCCGUCAUACCGCUCAGGAAGGAGACACGUUCUGUCUCCUAGAGAUGAACGUACUUUGGUGCGAAAAGUGCAAAUCAAUCCCAGAACAGCAGCAAAGGACCUUGUGAGGAUGCUGGAGGAAACAGGUACAAAGUAUCUAUAUCCACAGAAAAACAAGUCAUAUAUCAAAAUAACCUGAAAGGCCGCUCAGCAAGGAAGAAGCCACUGCUCCAAAACCGGCAUAAAAAAGCCAGACUACGGUUUGCAACUGCACAUGGGGACAAAGAUUGUACUUUUUGGAGAAAUGUCCUCUGGUCUGAUGAAACAAAAAUAGAACUGUUUGGCCAUAAUUACCAUUGUUAUGUUUGGAGGAGAAAGGGGGUGCUUGCAAGCCGAAGAACACCAUCCCAACCGUGAAGCAUGGGGGUGGCAGCAUUAUGCUGUGGGGUGAUUUGCUGCAGGAGGGACUGGUGCACUUCACAAAAUAGAUGGCAUCAUGAGGAAGGAAAAUUAUGUGGAUAUAUUGAAGCAACAUCUCAAGACAUCAGUCAGGAAGUUAAAGCUUCGUCACAAAUGGGUCUUCCAAAUGGACAAUGACCCCAAGCAUACUUCCAAAGUUGUGGCAAAAUGGCUGAAGGACAACAAAGUAAAUGUAUUGGAGUGGCCAUCACAAAGCCCUGACCUCAAUCCUAUAGAAAAUGUGUGGGCAGAACUGAAAAAGCGUGUGCGAGCAAGGAGGCCUACAAACCUGACUCAGUUACACCAGCUCUGUCAGGAGGAAUGGGCCAAAAUUCACCCAACUUAUUGUGUGAAGCUUGUGGAAGGCUACCUGAAACGUUUGACCCAAGUUAAACAAAUUUAAGGCAAUGCUACCAAAUACUAAUUGAGUGUAUGUAAACUUCUGACCCACUGGGAAUGUGAUGAAAGAAAUAAAAGCUUAAAUAAAUUAUUCUCUCUACUAUUAUUCUGACAUUUCACAUUCUUACAAUAAAGUGGGGAUCCUAACUGACCUAAGACAGGGAAUAUUUACUAGGAUUAAAUGUCAGGAAUUGUGAAAAACUGAGUUUAAAACGUAUUUGGCUAAGGUGUAUGUAAACUUCCGACUUCAACUGUAGGUAGGGAUAAAGUGACUAGGCAACAGGAUAGAUCAUUAACAGUAGCCGCAGCGUAUGUGAUAAGCACCCUAUGGCACCCUAUUUAGUACACUGGGCUCUGGUCAAAACUUGUCCACAAAUACGCAAGUAUGCUUAGUACAUAGUAGUAACACAUUGUAAGUAGUAACACAAGUCAGAGAGAUACAAAUUGGUGCUGCAUAGAGACAAGUGGUGUUGGCUGCAUAGAGACAAGUGGUGUUGGCUGCAUAAAGACAAGUGGUGUUGGCUGCAUAGAGACAAGUGGUGUUGGCUGCAUAGAGACAAGUGGUGUUGGCUGCAUAGAGACAAGUGGUGUUGGCUGCAUAGAGACAAGUGGUGUUGGCUGCAUAGAGACAAGUGGAGUUGGCUGCAUAGAGACAAGUAGUGUUGGCUGCAUAGAGACAAGUGGAGUUGGCUGCAUAGAGACAAGUGGUGUUGGCUGCAUAGAGACAAGUGGUGUUGGCUGCAUAGAGACAAGUGGUGUUGGCUUCAUAGAGACAAGUGGAGUUGGCUGCAUAGAGACAAGUAGUGUUGGCUGCAUAGAGACAAGUGGAGUUGGCUGCAUAGAGACAAGUGGUGUUGGCUGCAUAGAGACAAGUGGAGUUGGCUGUAUUCUAUGACUUCUGUUAGGUCAUGUUGAAGUGUAAGUACGUACCGGAAAUAGGCACUGCAUCAGGAUCCCUUCCCAACGGUCUGGUUUACUGGCAUUUCGUCCCAAAUGGCACUCUAUUCUCUAUAUAGUGCACUACUUUUGACCAGGACCUAUAAGGGAAUAGGGUGCUAUUUGGGACACACAUUGUUUGGCUCGCGGCUCAUAUGUCUCAAUCUGUUACUAAUUAGUUGGUUAUUUGUAGGACUACAGGGCCGCUCAGUAAGCUAUGGGGUAGUGGGGAGGAGGGGGUGGGGUGAGAGGGAUAUAAAUACAACCUGCAUAGAGUGAAACACAUGUCAUCUGUCAAUCACUCCCUCCUGUUCCCCUGGCUUUGCAAUGUCUCCCAAAUUAACUCCCUUGUCUCUCUCCUUCUUCCUCGCCCCCCCCCCCCCCCCUUCUCCCCCCUCCUCCUCCCCCUUACCUCCCUCUCUGUCUCCUCCCCCCUCCUCCCCCUAUCCCCCUCCAGACAAACAUGAGUAUGAAGCAGGCAACCCCCUUAUGGCCCUCCUCCUCCUGCUUGGUAUCCCUGCCAGUAUCUGCUGCUGUUACCGGAAGAAGAUCUUCAAAAAGAAAGCCCCCCCCACCACCGCCAUCCAAGUGGACAACCCCGAGACUCUGCACCCCCCUCCCGGCUACAACAUGCCCGGAGGUGGACCUGGUGUCCCGGUGAGGGAUAGUUAGAUGGUGGCUUGGCAACGACCUAAAUGGCACCCUGUUCUCCCUAUUUAGCGCACUGCUUCUCACAAUAGGUCUCUGGUCAAAACUAGUGGACUAGGGAAUAUGGUGCCCUUUGGGACAAAUCCCUUGUAGAAGUGGCCCUUAGGUUCCUCCCUCUUAUCCUAUGCUGUACUACUAUCAUAA